AUGUUCCUCCUCGUCGGCCGCUCUUGCCCACGCCAGACCGCUUUCCUCGUCGCCCGCGCUUUCCCUCAUCACCCUUCCCGACCCUCUGGUCGCAUAUGUUCCCCUAGUUGCCCGCGCUCUCCCACGUUAACCACACAUCCCCUCGUCGCAAUUGCUGAUAGUAAACAUACCGCGCUUCAGAUCGUCACCCGCGCUCCCCUCAUCACCCUCGUCGACCCGCACCGAUCCUCGCCACCCUCACCUCCCUUGGUCACCCACAUUCCCUCUCGUCGCUCGCGCUUCCCCUCAUCACCCGUGCCGACCCUCGGCGCCCUCGCCUCCCCUCGCCGCCCUCGCCUCCCCUCGUCGCCCGCGCGUCCCGUCGUCGGGCUUGCCUCCCAGUCACUCGCGCUUCCCCUCGUCAUCCGCGUUUCCAUCCACUCUUCCCCUCUCCCCAUCGCACCAUCUCCACCCGUCCUUCCUCCCUCAUUCCUUCCGAAGGGGUGGGACAGAUGGGGAGGAACAGAUGGGGAGGAACAGAUGGGGAGGAACAGAUGGGGAGGAACAGAUGGGGAGGAACAGAUGGGGAGGAACAGAUGGGGAGGAACAGAUGGGGAGGAACAGACGGGGAGGAACAGACGGGGAGGAACAGACGGGGAGGAACAGAUGAGGAGGAACAGAUGGGGAGGAACAGAUGGGGAGGAACAGAUGGGGAGGAACAGGUGGGGAGGAACAGAUGGGGAGGAACGGAUGGGGAGGAACAGAUGGGGAGGAACAGAUGGGGAGGAACAGAUGGGGAGGAACAGAUGGGGAGGAACAGAUGGGGAGGAACAGGUGGGGAGCAACAGAUGGGGAGGAACAGAUGGGGAGGAACAGAUGGGGAGGAACAGAGCACCUGCCCCCGUUCCCCCCAUCCUCUUCCCUGUUUCCCCAUAUCCCCUGCCGUGCUUCCCCCCAUCCUAUCCCCUCUUCCCCCGUAUCCCCUGCCCUGCUUACCCCCAUCCCCUUCCCUGCUUCCCCCCAUCCCCUUCCCUGCUUCCCCCCAUCCCCUUCCCUGCUUCCCCUAAUCCCCUUCCCUGCUUCCCCUCAUCCCCUCCCCUGCUUUCCCCCAUCCCCCUCCCUGUUUCCCCCCAUCCCCUUCCCUUCUUCCCCCCAUCCCCUCCCUUGCUUCCUCUCAUCCCCUUCCCUGAUUCCCCCCAUCCCCUUCCCUGCUUCACCCCAUUCCCUCCCCUGCUUCACCCCAUCCCAUCCCCUGCUUCCCCCCAUCCCCUCCCUGCUUCCCCCCAUCACUUUCCCUGCUUCCCCCCAUCCCCUGCCCUGCUUCCCCCCAUCCCCCUCCCUGUUUCCCCCCAUCCCCUUCCCUGCUUACCCCCAUCCCCUUCCCUGCUUCCCCCCAUCCCCUUCCCUGCUUUCCCCCCAUCCCCUUCCCUGCUUCCCCCCCUGCUGCCUCCCAUCACUCUCAUUCUCCUUCCUCCCGCACUCACUCUCUCAGUCCUCUCGCACUCUCUCUCGCUCCGUCCUCUCGCACUCGCACUCUCCUUCCCACCACCCUCAGCCCUCCUUCCCCUCACCCUCUCCCCUGUUUCCACCUGCCCUCGCCAUCCCUGCUUUUCCCUCCCUGCCCUGCCCUUCACUUCUCCAUCCCUUCUCAACCCUUCCCUUUCAUGUCAUGCCCUCCCCUUCCCGCUCAUCUUCCGCCCUCCAGUUACCAUGCAUGUGCACCCAUCACUGUCUCCCCAUACCGUGGGGAAGCAGAGGAGCAAGCUGAGGCGCAGCUAG
Messenger RNA from Closterium sp. Naga37s-1, 1758 nucleotides. NCBI's taxonomy places the organism in Eukaryota, Viridiplantae, Streptophyta, Zygnematophyceae, Desmidiales, Closteriaceae. The record is from the annotation of a GenBank genome assembly.